This is a messenger RNA of Gadus chalcogrammus (walleye pollock), 627 nucleotides long. RefSeq names its product apolipoprotein D-like. The record is from RefSeq and is a predicted model, not a curated record. The coding region runs from base 31 to 627 and encodes 198 amino acids. Gene Ontology annotation, biological process: lipid transport; tissue regeneration; brain development. Gene Ontology annotation, molecular function: lipid binding. The transcript has 5 exons. NCBI's taxonomy places the organism in Eukaryota, Metazoa, Chordata, Actinopteri, Gadiformes, Gadidae.
GCAAUAAUGAUUGUAAUACCCAUGAAUUGAAUGGGUCUGGAGGAGAAGAUGAAGGCCCUCCAGGGAAUGUCUCUGGCUCUGGCUCUGCUGGCCAUCCUGGAGGCUAGCGCUCAGGUGUUGGUGGCUGGGAAAUGCCCCCGGCCUGCUGUGGUCCAGUUCUUUGAUGCGUCCAGGUACCUGGGCAAGUGGUAUGAGAUCCAGAAGCUGCCAGUUCUCUUCCAGCAGGGAGAGUGUGCCACUGCGACCUACAGCCGCCAGGGUACUGGUGGAGAUAUGGAAGUCCUCAUCAAAGAGCUGCUCGCUGAUGGCAGCACCUACGCUUACGUUGGCUCUGCCAUGGUUACCAACUCAUCAGAGCCGGCCAAGAUGGAGGUCUACUACUCUCCAACCUCUCUCCCCAGCCCCUACUGGGUGCUAGCCACGGACUACUACGGCCACGCCUUGGCAUUCGGCUGCAUCGACUACGGCCUUUUCCACGCCCAGUUCGCCUGGGUCCUGAGCCGGCAGCCCACCCUGGUGAGGAAGACCCUUAAGGACCUUCAGGACCUCCUGGCCUCCGGGGGCGUCAACGUGGACAAGAUGACCCCCACCAACCAGAACAAAGCCUUCUGCCGGGCCAUGGUUUAG